Molecule: messenger RNA, 426 nt
Organism: Anisakis simplex (herring worm)
Lineage: Eukaryota; Metazoa; Nematoda; Chromadorea; Rhabditida; Anisakidae
Source: the annotation of a GenBank genome assembly
AUGGUGGCCGGUCUAUUGCCAGUACCCACUCGGCAAUCCGACAAUCAGGCGCAUGCAACAUGGCGAGAAUCAUUAGCCGCAUUGUUAUGUGUGAUACUGUGUGUGACGGUGCUGAUUUCGGUGUGUACUCUUGGCGUUUAUUUGGUUAAAGAUAAACCGUUAUAUGAAGAAUUGGUGGAUUAUUUAGAUAAAACUAUCGCAAUUAGUAAAAUUAAUUAUAAUCAUCAACUGGGAUUAUAUGAACUUUCUGAAAAGGAGCUUAGCGCACUUGCCGAACAACGAAUGUACAAAACGUUAUUGUGGAUAUUCUUCUUCGCCGAUCUUGGAUGCUACCUGUUUCUGCUAAUCGCUAUUCUGGUCUACUUUACGGUGGAUAUCAGACGUGGAAAAGCUUUCAUAAUAUUCUGGGUGAGUCGCCGGCUUUGA